This is a messenger RNA of Brassica oleracea var. oleracea, 1533 nucleotides long. RefSeq lists its product as uncharacterized. NCBI's taxonomy places the organism in Eukaryota, Viridiplantae, Streptophyta, Magnoliopsida, Brassicales, Brassicaceae. The record is from RefSeq and is a predicted model, not a curated record. Bases 155 to 1351 code for a protein of 398 amino acids. The transcript has 7 exons.
UUUUUAUCAUAUAUUAUUAAUGGUUUCAGAUCAGUGUAGGAUAUAUCCUACAUAAAGUCCAUACCAUAGUUUUACCCCAAAAAAAUCCAUACCAUAGUUGCUCUGCUUCUUCAUUCAUCGUUUGUAAAAUAUAUUUUAAAAUUGUUGAUUUUCCAUGAGGUCAUCCAAUAAGUUUAUUCUGCUGAUUUUGUCAACCAUAACUCUCAUCAGUUUAGUUACAGAGAGUCGAAAAACAAUACCAUCUCAAGAGAAGAAAAGAGAGUUGGAGAAACUACUCAACCAUAUCAAUAAACCUGCGAUCAAAAGUUUCCAAAGCAAACAUGGUUAUAUACUGGAUUGCAUCGACAUUCAUAAGCAGCUAGCCUUUGAUCAUCCUUUGCUCAAGAACCAUUCUGUUCAGUUAAAGCCUACAACUAUACCUAAAUGGACAAGAGAUAACAAUACUUCUCAAAAAUCAACUUCUCUUCCAUUUCGACAAGAAGAAGACAUAAUUUGUCCACCUGGGACUGUGAUUAUUAAAAGAACUACACUUGAAGAUCUUAUACAAUUCCAACGUUUAGAAUCCUUAGGAUUGAAACCAACUUCAAAGGACAGGAACGAUGAUCCACCUGGUCAUUAUACUGCCGUUGCUCAGUACUAUGCACUCAAUUUUGGUGGAAAGGGAAACAUUAAUGUAUGGGAUCCCCAAGUCGAGCCUGAUCAAUAUAGUCUUUCAAGUUUAUAUGUCCAAGGUGGCCGUAGAGAAGACUUUGAGACCAUCUCAGCUGGAUGGAUUGUGUCCCCGAAACUGAACCAUAAUCAUAGUAGCUUAUUUCUAGCCUGGAGUGCAAACAAGAAAGGUUGCUACAAUACAUUAUGUCCCGGGUUCGUACAAGUGAGCCGCAAGUUCCCACUAGGAAGUGUUGCCAGACCAGUUUCCAAGUAUGGUGGUAAACAAUAUCAUCUAGAAAUCAGCAUAUAUCAGGAACGUCUGACAAGAGAUUGGUGGUAUGUGCUAAAGGGCGAGCCAGUUGGGUACUGGCCAAAUCCAUUGUUCAGUUAUAAUGGUUUAGCCGAGGGUGCAGAUAAUGUUUGGUGGGGAGGAGAAGUUUUCAGUGCAGAUAAAAAUAGAAUAAGCCCAAUCAUGGGAAGUGGAUUUGUCCCGCAAGAUGAUUUUGGAAAAGCAGCUUAUAUCAAUGGUCUUAGAGUGAUCGAUCGUUAUUCAAGAAAAGUUAUGAUGCCACCAGCAAAAGAUUUAGUAGUAUACGCAAGCAGUCCAACUUGUUAUAACGUCAAAACGAUAUCACGUCGUGGUGAGUAUUGGUCUAGGGCUAUAUUCUAUGGAGGACCUGCAGGAUGCACUGUUCGUUAACAUGUCUUUAAUUAACAGCCUUAUGCUUCUAGACUAUUAAUUAUGUAAUUUCCUUCUUUUAGACUCAUCUCCGUUAACGUUUACCGUCGAGCUCGUAUCACAAAAUGUCCCUUUAGGAAGGAAGUGAAUUACAAAAGUAUUGUUGGCACUUUUUGAUGUGUUUGGUUAAACUUUUUGGCACU